CGUGCAUCUACUUGCAAUCCUCUGCUUUCGCCUCCACCCCUCAAAUCUGCCGUUCCGGGGAGAAUGUGGUUGAAAGGACAGCCAAAGAAUCCGCUCGGCCAAUCUAUUGCUCCGGUGGGCCCAUACCAACAUUCACCACCAGCAAACCUCCGCAAAAUCUAAGUUGCACAAACCGUUGGCUGCUCUAUCUCACAGCUGGCACGCACGUCUCGGAGGGUUUAUAUCCUGACGGAAGCGCUCGCAGCAUCGUAUAAUUGCACCGCAAAAACACCUACUUUCACACCACAACUUCCAAAACCAUCAUGGACGAGCCAUCCGCUCAAGAUGGCGCCAGCUUGGAAGAUCAGCUGCGGAAGAUGAUUCUCGGCAAUGUCACCAUAUCCGAUGGACCAGCUAACCAACAAGCUCCUGCUCAAGAUCAUCACCAACAGCGUCCACGAGGCCGGGGACGCGGAAGCUCCUUCCGGGGACGAGGUCGUGAAGGGAGGAAUGCGCCAGCUCAGGCUGGCCGGGGGCAACAGUCAAGUGUAUCCAUGGCAGCCACGCACGGUAAUCGAGGAGAGCAGCAACAGUCAUUCCCACGGCUAGGCGGUGCUCAUGUUUCGCCGCACACUGCAGCUGAUCCUUCGCAUACAAGCCCAGAAGGAUCUCGGACCAAACCCAUGCCAUCUAACAGGCAGCGUGGUCCACGACCACCACGGCCGCCCCAAGCCCACAGCCAGACUCAACAGGCCGGGCUUCCUCCUACCUCGCAGCCCCCGAAGAUACUCCAACGGCCUCACAAUAUCACUAAUGCUGAUAACCAGGACGGGUCAUCAAAGGCACCAGCCAGUCAGUACCCACCCAGGCAAUAUGCUCCUGCGCGCCCACAAUACAUGAAUCAACCAAUGGAAAAUAUCUUGUGCCAGAUCAAUUAUCUCGACCAGCUGGCAUCGCAAGAAGUCUCCAAGGUCGAGAUAACCCUCACCGAGCUCGAGGAAAAGGAGACAUUCAGGAAGCACCUAGAAGACAUCUGCCAGAAAGCCUUCGCUGAGAAUUACAGCGGAGACAUAGCGACCAUCUCCCUAGUCGGGUUUGGCAGCUUGGCUUCGGGAUUCGCGACCCCUGGCUCAGAUAUGGACCUUGCAAUCGUCCCUGAAUGGAAGGAUCCUUCCCGAGCUCAGGAGAUUGGCAUCGAUCGAGAUAUACCCCGCCUGCUGGAGAGAGCAAUCCUAGACGCAAACAUGGGAGCACGUCUUCUGACCAGGACACGGGUUCCUGUCCUGAAAGUCUGCCAAAAUCCGACGGAGGAGCUGUACCAGGCCCUAUUCAAGGAGCGCUCGAAGUGGGAUGGGCUCCCCGAAGAAGAGAAAUACCCGCCCCCAGUGGCUCCGCCAGAGCCUUCGCCAGUGCCCAAGCCUUUGGUUGAGGUAGAUGGCGAGAAGAGCCCCAAGCUAAUGCAUCAUCCCCAGAAUCAAGGAUUUGGUGCCCAACAAGGCUCAGAAGAUGUGGGAUCUUCCAAGAAAUCGCAGUCUGAGAUGCAGGAAACUAUCGGUUCAAUAGGUGCCGAUACUUCGUUGAAGUCCGCAACAGGCAAAUCCAAAGAGAAUGACAACGGGACCGGAAACCGGAGUGAAAAUGGUGUCACGAAAGAGCAACAUCAUCGCAACGUCAAACCCUGGCUGCGCGAGAAGAUAAAGGGACCGCUCGACUUUCCCAAAACAGGCGUCGGCAUCCAAUGCGACGUCAACUUCGAGAAUCCCCUCGGCAUACACAAUACCCAUCUAUUGCGCUGCUACUCCCUUUGCGACCCCCGCGUUCGUCCCAUGGUGCUCUUUGUCAAAGCAUGGGCGAAGCGGCGCAAAAUCAACAGCUCGUAUUCGGGCACUCUCUCCUCCUAUGGCUGGGUGCUAAUGGUUCUCCACUACCUCGUCAACAUCGCGCAGCCCCCCGUAUGUCCCAACCUCCAGCUAUCCUGGCGCCCGCCCGUCACCACACUCGACGCAGAGAGUCUAGCGCAGAUGUUCAAAGAGACCAUGAUCGCAGGCUACGCCGUCCGCUUCUGGCGCAAUGAGCAGGAAAUCGUUCAGGCGGCGCAGUCAGGCCAACUAACCCGGAACCAGCAGUCUGUCGGUGCCCUCCUACGCGGCUUCUUCCAGUACUAUGCCUCAGUUCCACCAGGCUUCAUGUAUGGACCGCGACCGCCCUCCUUCUACUGGACGAACGAAGUCCUUAGCCUUCGAACCCCCGGCGGCAUCCGCCCAAAGGCAGAAAAGGGCUGGACAGGCGCGAAGACUACAUACGCUGGCGGCAAGGAGGUUCGCAACCGCUACCUCUUCGCCAUUGAGGACCCCUUCGAGCUGGACCACAACGUCGCGCGCACCGUGACGCACAACGGCAUCGUGGCUAUCCGCGACGAGUUUCGCCGCGCAUGGAGGAUCCUCAGCGCCAUCGGCAGGAACCAGCAGCCCGAGGGCAAUGUCUUCGAUGAGGUGAUUGAGGAGGUCCCUCCGCCGACGCCGGGCAAGCCCGAGCCAGAGCUGCAAAAGCCGAUGACGAUGGAGAACGUGCCGGCAGAUAGCGACAGAAGCGCAACAGCAGAUGCCGACGAGCGGCAUAACGAGACUAAGACACACGGAAACAUUGAAGGCACGGCGGGAUGAAACGCGAUGGCGUAAGCAACAGGGUGGGGUGAUCUUCUCCGAUCGACUGAAUCCGCCCUUGCAUCAUCAGACCAGGGCUAUCUUGUACUGUACAUUAGCCAGCGGCGUUUCCGGGCUCACGGUAUAUCACAACAUAGCAUACGGUACGGUAGCACAGGCACGGGCACGGUUGCCGUAUGUAUGCCGAGAUGGCGCUCGUAUAGAACUCUUAUAGAACCUUCGACGACGCCCCCAUGUCGUAUCUGAGUGGCGUGGGGCGUGAUCGGUCGGUGUGGAAUGAUUCUAGAAGCCGAACUUCGCCGGCAUGACCCGGGUUUUGCAGCGAGGAGAGAAGCUUUUCUGGGCAGCGGCACAUGGCGUCGGGAGAAGGGUUGGCGGCCUUGUGGCUGGUUGCUUUUUUCGAUGUAUGCUAGGAAUGAAAAGUUCCAAGAUGUUGCGUAGCUCGAGGAUGUGGC
Messenger RNA from Trematosphaeria pertusa, 3097 nucleotides. RefSeq lists its product as uncharacterized. Gene Ontology annotation, molecular function: RNA uridylyltransferase activity. The transcript has a single exon. The coding region runs from base 303 to 2642 and encodes 779 amino acids. The record is from RefSeq and is a predicted model, not a curated record. NCBI's taxonomy places the organism in Eukaryota, Fungi, Ascomycota, Dothideomycetes, Pleosporales, Trematosphaeriaceae. Gene Ontology annotation, biological process: RNA 3'-end processing.